AUGGGACGUGUUAGGACCAAGACUGUGAAGAAGGCUGCGCGAGUCAUUGUCGAGAAAUACUACGGCAAGCUCACCCUUGAUUUUCAGAUUAACAAGAAGAUCACCGAGGAGGUGGCCACGAUCCCCUCGAAGCGCCUGCGGAACAAGAUCGCCGGCUUCACCACGCAUCUCAUGAAGCGUAUUCAGAAGGGUCCCGUGCGCGGAAUCUCCUUGAAGCUCCAAGAGGAGGAGCGCGAGCGGCGCAUGGAGUUCGUGCCGGACCGCUCCGAGGUGAACACCGACUUCAUCCAGGUCGAUCCCGACACCCGCGAGAUGCUCAAGGAGCUGGAUAUGGAUCGUUUGCCCAACAUCUCGACCUCCAACACUACUCUGACGGGCAUGAGCAUGGGCCGCAAGUGA
Molecule: messenger RNA, 399 nt
Organism: Durusdinium trenchii
Lineage: Eukaryota; Dinophyceae; Suessiales; Symbiodiniaceae
Source: the annotation of a GenBank genome assembly